UCAGGCUUGGAGGCGAAUGGGGCCUCUGACCGGCAACAAAGGCCGGAUCCUAGCACGUCCAAGACGAUCAACGAACGGAUCCUCAGCCAGGCUGAAGUGCAGGCUUUGCUACUCCGUCAUCCGCUGCGACAGGAGCACUGACCCUCGCGCUUUGUUCACUUUGGCCUUUGCCGGCUCUUCCUUGCCUCCUUGUUCGCAUCCUGCGGACACCGUCUCGUCCCAUUGUACCUUGGUUCAAGCUCGAGGACGAGGUUUAAGAGCUCAGCCCUUUGCUGCUACUUUGCCGUCCGCGAUCAAGCCUGGAGCAAAGGAGAUCCCUUGUGUCAGGACUCAUGGCUGAAGUUGCAGUGCCUUCGAAAGCUCUAAUGCCCGUGGCUUCCGGAAGCAUCGAGGUCCCAGAACAUAGGACUUGGGGCUUGGUUGACGACAAUUCCGAGAUGGAGUCCGUAUCAAUGGAUGGGAGGGCCAGGCUCCCGCUGGCCAAGAGCUGCUCACCAAAGACAGGCUCCUCGCCAAGCUCUGCUCCAGCGUCGCCGAGAAGCGAGGGCCGUCAACAUGGCCACAGGACCAUGCACAACAAGGCCGCCAUGGAGAGUAACAUGGCCGUAUCCCGCCGCGUGGAGGACCUCAGGCCGGGUAACAUCAAGGCUACAGGUAGAGGGGCCAGUGAUGAGCACUGCACUUGUCCUCAGCCCACCAAAGUUCCUCGACCAUGUAAUUCAUUCAUUCUGUAUCGCCAGAGCAUGUCAGCCCAGGUCACCCAGGAGAAUCCUGGGCUGUCAAAUCCAGAGAUAUCCAAGAUUAUUGGCCAAAGAUGGAAGGAGGAGUCGGAGGAGGUCCAGAAUCAUUUCAGAGCCGAGGCGCUCGAAGCAAGUCGCAAACAUCGAGAGGCACAUCCCGACUACCGAUACCAGCCGAAACGAAAAAGCAGCACCGUGGUCACGAAGGACUCGUACACAGAAGAGGAAUGUCCAAAGUGCGGAGGUAUUCGUUUCGUGAGCACUCCCGUAUCGGCGACGUCAGCGUUCAAACGCAGCAUGGAUGACCAUUUGGGUUCCGCAGACGAGGGCAGGCAGUACAGGGCGUCGAGGGAUGGGGCACGUUGGCGAGAGCAGUACUCGGCAGAUGCAUUUGAUUCGAAAAGGCGGAGGCUCGCCGAAACAGCAGACUCACGAGGUAUGGCGGCAAUCAACACGCAGCACCCCCAAGGCUACUCUGCUGGUGCUGGCGGCAGAUAUGUUCAUGUCGACACGCCCGUACCUCAUCAGCAAAGCAUGAUGCCACCACAACACCGUCAGAUGGCGCCGCCGCCUCGACCAUACGGCGGCCACCCGCCGCAAUAUGCCUUGUCUGAUGCGGCACAUCAGGCCACCCAUGCCUCACCUCAACAUAGAGAGCAGCAUCAAGGGCCUGGCGCAAAACAAUCUGGGCAUGUCGUUGACCCUCGCGACCCGACAAUGACGCUGCCGCCCUUGCAUACAGCCCUGACACCCGCCACUUCGUCCGCAUACGACCAGCUGAAGUUCAGCCAUACGCAACAGACUCCUAGCACUGCUGCGAGAUCGCGGCCUCACAUGGGGUUACCGAAUGGCCUGGAAUUGACCGACAAGACACCGAAAGAGCAAAUAGUCGGCCUUCCCCUGCAUAAAAAGCUGGUAGCCACGACCAGGAUAUCGCUACCCCUACCACGGCCGGAAGAAGGCCGAGGCGCUAUCAUCGCUGUCGAGGGCAUGGCUGGCGCAGCCUUGCGCGACGUGUCCCACGCUGUCGAGAAGGCGUUGAUUGUGUGCCAAGAGACUGUAGUGACAAGCUGGUCCAACGACUCCGAGUUCGCUGAACAGUGUGCCAAGGGCGAGAGCAUUCCCAUGUCGAAUGCACUGGCCACAAUAUUCAAGGAUAUUCUCGCGUGGCAUCGCAAGUCCGACGAGAUGACCCGCUUCGUACAGGGUGAGAGCAUUGGAGACUCGCCUGCGCGAGCCACGCAUGGAAGUCGAGGCAGCUCGCCGCGCACGGAGCAAAGCAAGACGAAGACGCCAGUCGCCCUCGUCAAGGGCGGAUACAGCGUGACAAUGUCAGAGCUCUUUGCGUGCGCCACGAGCCACGACAAGGACGCCUAUAGUCCCGUCGAUCACUGGCAGUGGAUGGCGACGCUCUGGCGCGGCAUCGUGGGACCUGAUCUCAUUGUGUAUGUUCGGAUGUGUCCCAAGGACGAGCUGGAGAAGCUGAAAACGGUCGAGUUCCAGAAAGGUCAGGGCGUCAUGAUGGUCCGUCUUCCAUUGGAUGGGCAGUUGGACGACGCGACGGAGCGACGGCUCAACUUUGAGAUCAUUGAAUGGGUGACUGACGUGUGGCCUCGGAUGUUGCCCAGUGAGAAGAGCAAGGAGUAGGCAUGUUGGGGGUGUCCAAUGCGUGGAGGCGUUUGAUGGCGGAGAUGGUCAUUCCUGGGGAGUUGUAUGAGCGUUCAGUUGGUGUGAUUUUGGAUCUAGUUGAGAAACGAGGUACAAGUAUUCGCAUCUAAUAAGUACGUAGUAUGAAACCUGCGACCACGAGGAAUUGAAAUCAAACAAACGAACUUGCCCACGUCGUGAACUCGGAGAAGUUGAGCUGUAAAUACAUGUGGCUCAGCUGGUCGUCGAAGCCACAGGCCUUAUCGAUAGACCCGGGCGGGAGUCG
Emericellopsis atlantica is the source of this 2673-nucleotide messenger RNA. RefSeq lists its product as uncharacterized. Bases 333 to 2387 code for a protein of 684 amino acids. The record is from RefSeq and is a predicted model, not a curated record. Gene Ontology annotation, molecular function: RNA polymerase II cis-regulatory region sequence-specific DNA binding; DNA-binding transcription factor activity, RNA polymerase II-specific. The transcript is spliced from 2 exons. NCBI's taxonomy places the organism in Eukaryota, Fungi, Ascomycota, Sordariomycetes, Hypocreales, Bionectriaceae. Gene Ontology annotation, biological process: regulation of DNA-templated transcription; cell differentiation; anatomical structure morphogenesis.